Messenger RNA from Hibiscus syriacus, 1536 nucleotides. Its product is annotated as alcohol acyltransferase 9-like. The coding region runs from base 129 to 1469 and encodes 446 amino acids. Gene Ontology annotation, molecular function: acyltransferase activity, transferring groups other than amino-acyl groups. The record is from RefSeq and is a predicted model, not a curated record. NCBI's taxonomy places the organism in Eukaryota, Viridiplantae, Streptophyta, Magnoliopsida, Malvales, Malvaceae. The transcript is spliced from 2 exons.
AUCGUACUGUCACCAUAUCCACCCAUGAUCUUCGCCUACCCUACUGCUUUUAUCUCCCCUUCUUUUUAUCAUCUCUCUCCCUUCUUUCCUGCAAACGUAACAAACAAGAAAGAAAGAAAGAAAGAGACAUGUUAAGAUCUCAAGAACUCCCAGAUUGCUUUUACCAAAACAAGCCAACCUUAAUCUGUCCAAACGCCCCUACCCCUAACCAUUCCUUGUAUCUCUCCAACCUCGAUGAUCAAAAGUUCCUUAGAUUCUCCAUUAAAUAUCUAUACCUUUUCAGGAAAGCUGUUGCCCUAGAUAUCUUGAAAUAUUCCCUCUCCAAAGUUCUCGUUCAUUACUACCCUUUAGCUGGGAGGUUGACAACUUGCAGCCUCGACGAUCACAAGCUCCAGAUUGACUGCAAUGCCGAAGGUGCUGUUUUUGCCGACGCUUUCAUGGAUAUCACUUGUGAUGAGUUUCUUCAGUUUUCCAGGAAACCAAACAGGUCUUGGAGGAAGCUUCUUUACAAGGUUGAAGUUCACUCAUUCCUCCAGAUCCCUCCCCUUGUUGUUCAGGUGACGAAUCUAUCCUGUGGAGGUAUGAUCCUCUGCACCGCGAUAAAUCAUUGUAUAUGUGAUGGCAUAGGCACAUCCCAGUUCCUGCACGCGUGGGCGCACGUAAUCACCAAACCUAAAAUCGAUAUUACCGUCUUACCCUUCAACUCUCGCCACGUGUUGAAACCCCGAAAUCCUCCUCAAAUAACCCACACCCACCUGGGAUAUACCAAAACUACCCUCAAAGAUAACUAUACCCACGUGGACAUCAACCAGUAUUUACAGUCCCAGCCACUGGUGCCCACGUCUUUUACCUUCACCCCACUCCACGUCCUCCGCCUCAAACGGCAGUGCGUCCCGUCCCUCAAAUGCACUACCUUCGAGGCAUUGUCCUCGCACACGUGGCGGUCGUGGGUUCGGUCCCUUGACCUUUCGCCGUCGUCGCUCAAGGUCAAGCUCCUGUUUUCCGUCAACGUUAGAAAGAAGUUAAUCCCGGAAUUGCCGGACGGGUAUUACGGGAACGGAUUUGUUCUGGGUUGCGCCGAGACGGCGGUAAAAGACUUGGUGACCGCGAAUUUACACCACGGGAUAAACUUAAUCCAACGAGCUAAAUCGGGUUUAAAUGACGGGUACGUGAGGUCACUGAUUGAUUUGUUGGAGGAUAAAAAUGUGAUAACGGAUACUUGUUCCAGCUUCGUGAUUUCUCAAUGGGCUAAGCUGGGAUUAGAGGAUUUGGAUUUUGGGGAAGGUAAGCCCCUGCAUAUGGGACCCUUGACAAGCGAUAUUUACUGCUUGUUUUUACCAGUCGUCGGUAACUUUGAUGCGGUGAGAGUGCAAGUAUCAGUGCCGGAGUGUGUAGUUGAAAAGUUCGAAUAUUACAUGAUGGAUGGGUUGGAUAAAGAAGAUAAUGGAGAACAAACUGGUUUCAUUUGAAAAUCAUGCUUCUGUUUCAAAGGCUUUUUUAAACCCUCCCUAAAAAUAAUAAAAGAAAUUUUACUGU